Plasmopara halstedii is the source of this 1326-nucleotide messenger RNA. RefSeq lists its product as uncharacterized. Bases 1 to 1326 code for a protein of 441 amino acids. The transcript has a single exon. Lineage: Eukaryota; Oomycota; Peronosporomycetes; Peronosporales; Peronosporaceae. The record is from RefSeq and is a predicted model, not a curated record.
AUGAAGCUCGCAAUCAGCCUAAUUUUUGCUGCUACCGCUGUCACAGUCGCAAUUGGCGGAAAUCCCCAGUAUUUACGCCAGCCAGAUUCGGGGUCGCUCGAAACCGAUGAUUCUGCCGAUUAUGACAAGUCAUCAAAGUACGCCUCAUUAAAAGGAAAAGAGGAUGACGAUGACCUAUCGGUCGAUCUAGCCGAACUCUUCGACAAAGACUUGGGCAGUCUCGAUGGAAGUGACCUCGAGCUCAACAUCAUGUCUUUGAUUGGAAGUGGCAGUAACCAGGUACCAGCCCACAAAGUUUUUGAGGCCAUUACGAAAAUGGAAGGAUUACUAAACAGCGGUUCUCUUGACGACCUGGAAGACGUUACCAAAUCGUUAAAAGGCGCAUCGAAAGGAGACCUCGACUGGCUAAACAACGACGGUGACUUCGACAAAAAUGCGGGUAAGGGUGGAUUUGCUGACUAUGCCUCUCAGUCGUCAAAGUCUGAUGACAAGCUGCCAUACAAUGACGACGAACCUGGCGAUAACGAUUAUUUGACGACCGCCACAAAAGCAUCCAAGGGUGAUACUGAAUGGCUUGAAGACGGUGGCAGUGCUGACGUUCCAAUGGAAAAAGGUGGCUACACUGACUUUGCCCGGAAACCUGCAGAUGUCUCGACUAAGACUGGUGGCCAAUCCAACUCGGCGGGUCCUUCAACCGAUGAUGACAAUUUCACACCAAAAAAAGGUCCUUACAUGGGAGAUGAGCUGACUUGGCUCGAUGGAAGUGACGGAGAUACUUCUGCUCCCAUUGAAUCUAUUUUGAGCAGUUCAGAUGUCGCGGACAUUGCUAAAUUCUUUGGUGCCCAAAGCCAGACUGGUGCCUUUGUUAAAUACCAUGGCUCAGAUGACGAUGAUGUCAAAAUUAUCACGAUUCCAAAAGCUGAUGAUUCCACUCCAUCUAAGGGUACUUACAACGGUGGUGAGAACUCGUGGCUAGAAGCUAGCGACAGCGAUGAUGUAUUGGCUAAUAAGGGCGGAUAUGCUGACUAUGCCACGAAGUCUGCUGGGACGUCAACCAAGACUGGUGGGCCAACUUAUAAUGACGACGAUACUGGUUCUUCUAAUGGACUGGACGAUGAAUCUGCCGAAGAAAGCGACGAUACAGCAACCAAAGCUUCUUUUGCGUCUAAAUCAGCCAAGUUUGGAGACGAAACUCCAUACGUUGGCAAAACCUAUUCCGGCAGCGGUUUAGGACUGAUCGGCGAUAGUGACCUACCCAAGAAAAGUAAGUGGGUACCGGUUCAAGAAGAUAUCGGCUCGGCUCUUGAUGAUAGGCUACAGAUGUAG